Messenger RNA from Paramecium tetraurelia, 792 nucleotides. RefSeq lists its product as uncharacterized. The record is from RefSeq and is a predicted model, not a curated record. The transcript has 3 exons. NCBI's taxonomy places the organism in Eukaryota, Ciliophora, Oligohymenophorea, Peniculida, Parameciidae.
AUGAUCAAUUUUAUUCAUAUUAUUCUUUUUGCAUUGGUUUCGGCUAAAACUAAUGAGGAAGAAUUGAGAGAAGCUGCUUGCGUUAUAUUUUCCAGAUAUAUACUCCAGAUUCAAUCACAAUAAGCAAGUCCACAGAUUGGAAAAUUGAUUAAGGAAUAGAAUUAUAAUUAGGAUGAUGCCAUUUACGUAGUAUAAGCAGCAGCACUUGAUAAAUGCUUAAUUAAUAUCAAAUAAAGAGAAGUCACCAGAAUUUUGGAUGGAUUGUAAAAUUAGUAAUUAGAAUUGGAAAAAUACACUCAUCUCCAUGAUAAUAUUUAAUAUGAUAGAUUCAUCAAUAAUAAGCAAGAAUUAGCUAAGCUAAAUUAAUUGACUGAAAUAAUAAAAGAUGUUGAAGAAUUGAUUCAAACACAGUGGUAGAAGAGACCAGAUGUUGAAAAGAGAAGGUAAGAAUAACGAGAAUCCGAAGAAAUGGAUCAAGAAAUCUUAGAUUAAUUGAAUGAAGUACCAAUAGUAGAAUAAUUUGAUCUCACAAAAUUUUCAUUGAAACAUAUACUUCUUAAAAACAAGGAAUACUUGAUUUUUGCUAUCUUUAUUUUAGUGCCAAUCGUUUUGAUAUCAAAUGUUUGCUGUAAGUCUAGAGAUAAAAAUGAUAAGAAGAGUUCAGACAAAAAAUCAGUAAAGAAUGAAAAAAAGGAAUCAACAAAAUCAAACACUGAAAAUAAGGAGGUAAAGGAAUCAUCUCCAGCCAAAAAGUCUGGUAAAAGUGAGAAAAGUAAAAGUAAAAAAGAAUGA